Messenger RNA from Haliotis rubra (blacklip abalone), 1029 nucleotides. RefSeq names its product prominin-1-like. Lineage: Eukaryota; Metazoa; Mollusca; Gastropoda; Lepetellida; Haliotidae. The record is from RefSeq and is a predicted model, not a curated record. Bases 1 to 1029 code for a protein of 342 amino acids. The transcript has 14 exons. Gene Ontology annotation, cellular component: membrane.
AUGUUGUGUUACAGGUGGUACGCAGGCAUCAGUGUGGUACGCGGGUAUCGGUGUGAGCAGUGUCUACCUACUGAUUGUGUUGUGCUACUACUUGGGGUGCUGUUCGGAAUAUGUGGGGAGCGACCAGGCUACGACGCCCCCUGUUGCAACAAGGGCAUUGGAGCCAACUUCCUCAUGGCCGGCGUUGGCUUCAGCUUCAUCUUCUCCUGGCUGCUGAUGCUGCUGGUCGUAAUAUUCUUCAUUGUGGGUGGCCCAGCCUUCACGGAGCUCUGCCGCUACUUUGAUGGCCAUGACCCCAGUGAACUCAAGUUUAUCACGGAGCCGCUGAGCCAAGGGUUCAACUUGUCUGAAACCCUGUACAGAAAUCCAUCUGUUAAAUUUGAUCUUGUGCAGGUGCUGGAGGAUUGUAAAGCGAACAAAGCUGUGUACAAGGCCCUGAAGCUGGAAAAUGUUUUCAACCUUUCGUCAUUGAUUAAUCUGAAAGAUUUGGAUGCAAAAAUUGAUGAAAUAGCUGCACAGAACUUCACCUUACCAGCAGUUUCUUUGAUUAGUGAUGAUUUAAAGAAGAGGAUUGACGACUUCGGCAAAUCAGGACUAGACAGUAUUGAUUUCAGUUCAUUUGAUUCGCAGCUGAAUAAGACUGGUAAGAAACUAACAGGGACUAACCUGACCGAGGCUGCUGAAGCGUUGGAGGCGGCUGCAAAGACAGUGUCUUCUGAUGCAGCUCUUCAAAGAGUGCUUCGUGCCAAUGCUCAAGCUUUGAAGCAACUGGAUACUGAUUAUGUUCAAAAUAUGACAUCGAAUGUGAACAACCUGAAGAGGGCCCUUGAAUCCCUGAAGACUAACACGAAUAUAGGAAACCUUACAGUAGACCUUGUUGCCAAUUUAAAUGCUUCACAAACCACCUUCAAUUCUCGGCGCAAUGAUUUGGUGAAAGAGGUGGUAGUAAAUCUGACAAAAUCCCUGAAGUCUACCACAGGGUCCGCUGUGACUGGUCUCAUUGAUACGGUGGAGACACAAUGUUGGUAA